AUGCAGCAAUUUAGGAGCAGCGAAUCGGGCAGCAAUAGAAAUUACUCAGAUUCGCACGCUCAGCCGCCAUCUCCUAACAAGCCUGCGCGUACUUCUUCUGGCGGUAAGACCAAAUCUCCAGCAGUAAUUCACAUGGAAUCUUCUGUAACGCGUUUACUCGUGGCUACAAAGCAACUCCUCGAAGCUCUCAAUCUUUGGGCUCAAGGGCGUAUGUCUGAAAACGGUGUUAGCGAUGUUUACGUGAAAUUGGGAAAUGAUUUCAAUGCAGCCGUUGCUGCUUUUGGCAGCGUCAAGAUUGAUAUGUCUGAUCUUAUCAACAUCCCCGAUCAGCUACGGCGUCAUUUAGAGAGCGCGUUGAGCGAGAAUGCUUCCCCCGCUGUUUUAGAUCGUUUUCUUCCUCCUAUUCGAACUAUCAUUAUCAAUCUUCUGCAAGGUUUGAAAGAUAAACAGGCUCAAUGGAGAAGACAUCUCGCUGAGGAGAAGCGAAAACAUGAGAAUUCAAGACUGUCACGCGCAUCCCAUGCUUCUUCUUCGAGGGACUCUGUACUCUCUGAGCUAGCUGCUCGUCGUCAAGCACAGAUGACAUCCCCUAGACCUUCUCCUAGAGGUGACGAGUUUAGUCCGUCUUCCUCAACGACGUCAUCCCGUAAUCUAGUCUCCCCGCCACCUCAGCCAAUGAUACCACCGCCACAGCCACAGUCUCAGCCACCUCCUCAGCACCCCUCUCACACCUAUCAACCAUCUCAGCCUGCUAAGAAAACUCAACCACCACCACAGAUUAUGAAACAGACACCCCCACCGGCACCAUCACCUGCACCUGCACCACCACCACCUACGAUCAACCUUCCAGAACCAGAGCAGACGUCUCCUAUUGCAAAGGACUCACCUCAGAUUAACAACCCCCUCGCGGAGCUCAAGAGACAGGAUCCGCUCGAACGCCGAGCCAGCAAGCGAUUUUCGUCAUAUACGAUGGGGAAGAUGACCUCCUCAGCUUCAGUAUCAGGAGGCAUGUCGUCACUUGCGACACCUAUACCAACUAACCCACAAAGCGGCACUGAGCGCAAAUCAAGCAGACGACUUUCAAGUAUCAGAGGGAGUGGUGUGCCAUUUAUACCCGACAACGCACCUCCUCUUCCACCGAUACCCGACUCGGCAAAGCGUCAAGUGAGUAGAGAUAGUGAUUCACAGUCAUCUUUAGUCGAAUCGCACUACCAGCCUUCACGUGUAUCUGAAAAAGAUGAAGGGGAUGACAAUGGCAGUUUAGAUGAAUCGCCAAUUAGCGUCUAUCUCACUAUUGGACACCAGACAAAGAAGACAAUAAUUGAGGAUAAGUCGACACUCACACUGGCUGGUUUGAGAAUGAUGUUUAUCGAUAGAUUUGCUUAUUCUUCAGGAUUAGAGGACUUUCCGUUGAUCUAUCUGCGCGAUCCAAAAGCUAACGUAGAUUACGAGCUGGAGAAUGUCGCUGAUGUGAUUGAGAGCAGUGUCUUGAGUCUCAACAUUGAACCACUCGAUCAGGUCAAACAGCAUUUUGAUUUGUCAAUCACGACCGUAUCGCAGGAGCUGAAGGAUUUGAAGAAUGCACUGUCUGCGAACACGCGUCGUUUCUCAUCGCUAACAGCUCCUCCACCACCUGUUGGUGCUAAUGAUAAUGCUAUCGCUAAUACUAAUGCGAGUACUAACGGUGUCGGGUUGGGCUUGCCAACUAUGCCUUCUUCGAAUCAGCGUCCAUCCGACAAGCAAUUCAAAGCAGUUGCUGAAGCUUUACAGCCACAAAGUGCGGACGAAAAGUCAGCACAACAGCUACGCGUCGAAACUCCAUCUACAGAGGUGAUGAAAAAGAUUCGAGAUCUUCAGGUGCAAUUCGAUAAUGUACAGGCAGUGCGAAGGGAUCUUGGAGUGACCAAGCAAAUCUAUGUUGACUUUAUGAAUGAAACAAAAGACCAGAUCAACGAACUUAGAGCAUCGACUAGCAAAGUCAGAGAGCUUGCCAAGACGGAAGUAGGAGGAGCGAGGGCAUACAUAGACGUCGGCAAAGCUUCACUGGAUGGACGUUCGCAGGAUGUUUUGACACGUAUGGAAGAGAUUCAGGAUACAGUGGAUGACCUCAAACAUGAUGUAAUUGCGAGACGUACAAAACCACGUCCAAAUAUUCUCAAGAAUCUUAAGAAUGACUUUGAGAAAAUUAGAGAUGAAUUGGAGGCGCUUGACCAACAGGUCGAGACUGUGAAACCAAUGUGGAAGAAAACGUGGGCGGAAGAGUUGCAGAAUAUAGUCGACGAGCAGGGAUUCCUGAAUCAUCAAGAAAAGCUGCUGGCGGACUUGAAAGACGAUCAUGCAGCGUCGUUGACUGUGUUUCAGCAAGUCGAACAAGUUGCCACUAUCCGCUCUGCACAACCUGCCAAGCGAGUAGUACCAGAGAUAGAGACGUCGAGUGACCCGACGCAGAGUCUCGAUACUGUGCUGCUUGAAAUAAGGAAUCGCCAGAACGAUCCUGAGAAACGUCUAAAGGCCAUCGAGGCAGCCGAGCGCCAACGCGAGAAGGAAAUCGAGGCUGCUAAACAGAGUGGACGAGAUGCUGAAUUUGCAAACGAGUUGGUCGAUUUCGUUGACAAGAAGAGCCUUAAGAGGACUGGAGGAUUUGGAGAGAUUGAGAGAGUGAGGAGGAAAAAGGAUGAUAUGACGUUGCACAACAUGUUCAAGCCUGAGGAGGAAGUGGAGUAUGAAGAGGGUUACGAAGGGUAUCUUGCGCACGACCAACAGCAGCAAGAGGAGCAGCGUUUUGAAGAGGCUUACGAGGACCACAAGAUUAAUAGCGCUGCAAGCACUCCUCAGCCUAAAUACAAAGACAAAGACAAGGAGUUACAAGAUACUUCAGACGACACUUCGACGAUCGACAAGAAUGACGAUGACGAUGAGGAGUCACUGAUUGCAUAUACACGCGACGAAAAUGAUCUGCGGUAG
This is a messenger RNA of Wallemia ichthyophaga EXF-994, 2964 nucleotides long. Its product is annotated as Bud site selection protein 6. NCBI's taxonomy places the organism in Eukaryota, Fungi, Basidiomycota, Wallemiomycetes, Wallemiales, Wallemiaceae. Gene Ontology annotation, biological process: establishment of cell polarity. Gene Ontology annotation, cellular component: cytoplasm; cell tip. The record is from RefSeq and is a predicted model, not a curated record. The transcript is spliced from 3 exons. The coding region runs from base 1 to 2964 and encodes 987 amino acids. Gene Ontology annotation, molecular function: cytoskeletal regulatory protein binding.